UCGUGUGAUCAUACGAGCCGAAAUGGACGAAUAUGAGGAACUUUUCGGGAUCCAGGACGACUUCGAGGAGCAGUUCGCCGACGAGCUGGAGGUGCUGGCUCAGAUGGAGGAGGAAUCUUCCAAACUGGAGAAGCGUCGGGGUCCAGGAGACAACAUCUCAGACAUAGAGCACCUGCUGGAUGAUCAGCCCCCCACCACUCCAAAGGCAAAGCGACACAAGCAGGAUACCGGUGUGGCCAAGCGGCUUUUCAACGCCUCACAACUUCAAGAGAGAAAAGUCCCGUCACAGAAUGAUGACAUCACUCCACCGUCCUCUCCGGAGAACUAUGAGCCCUCGAACACCUUCAGGUCUACUCCUGCUGUGUUGGAUAUCAGUGGCUUUGCUGCAAUCCCAGAAACACCCAGGCGACCUCCCACAGCGGCUCCAGCAUCCCUGCGAGUGCUGAAGCGACCUCCUUUAGAAGGAGAGUACAUCAGUGUGACAGACUCAUCAGGGAGUCGAGUCUACCUCAGACAGAAAGAAGACACAGGGACAAAGGUAGUGGACUCCAGAAUGGUACCAAACUCCCUGGGUGGACUGGGCCUGCUGGCAGUGCCGAUAGGAGUGUUGAGAGAACAAGAGGCAGAGAAGCGUCACCAGCAGGUUGUGGAGGAAUCACAGCGUCUUACAGAGCUGCUGACCAGCAGUGUGAAUGACGUGCUCGUUGAGCCUGAGAGCGAAGAGAAUGAGGAUCCUGAAGACGCAGAGGGAAGAGCAUCUCGACUGUGGGUGGACAGAUUCUCUCCUCGGCACUACACAGAGCUUCUCAGUGAUGAUUUUACCAACCGCUGUCUGCUCAAGUGGUUGAAGCUUUGGGACACUGUAGUGUUUGGAAGAGAGAGGAAGUCCCGCCCUGCCCGAUCUGACCGACCGGCUGCCAAUCAGAACUCAUUCAAACCCAACCAAGGAAAUCAGAAUCAAAAUCGCUUCAAGACUAAGGUUGAGAUAACUGAGGAGAUUCUGGAGGCUGAACUGGAUCAGUACAAACGGCCCAAAUUCAAGGUGGCAUUGCUGUCUGGUCCUCCAGGUUUGGGCAAGACCACCCUGGCUCAUGUCAUAGCAAAGCAUGCUGGGUACAAUGUGGUGGAAAUCAAUGCCAGUGAUGAUCGCAGCGCGGAGGUGUUCCAGAAACGCAUCGACACAGCGACACAGAUGAAGUCGGUUUUAGGAGCCAACGAGAGGCCGAACUGCCUCAUUAUCGAUGAGAUUGACGGAGCACCUUCGGCAGCCAUCAACAUACUGUUAGCAGUUCUGAACAGGAAAGACGGACACGGUGGGGAGGCCGCCACAGAGACCGCAAAGAAGAAAAAGAAGAAAGAGUCCAUCCUGCUUCGACCAAUCAUCUGCAUCUGUAACGACCUCUAUGUUCCUGCUCUCAGGCCUCUCAGGCAGCAGGCCUUCCUCCUGAAUUUCCCACAAACACAACCUUCCCGCCUCACACAGAGACUGGCAGAGAUCUCCCAGCGGCAGGGCCUGAAGGCAGACACCGGCACUUUGAUGUCACUGUGUGAGAAGACUGACAACGACAUCCGGUCUUGCAUCAACACACUACAGUUCCUGCAUGGACGUGGCCUCAAGCAUCUGGACAACAAGACGAUUCAGUGCGUCUCUGUGGGGCAGAAGGACCAAAACAAAGGACUGUUCCAUCUGUGGCAGGAGAUCUUCCAACUACCACGUAUAAAACGAAAACGUAUCGGUGAGGGGUUUGAAGAGACACCAGGUUCAGGAGGUGGAGCUCAGAGGUUCCAGCACAUUCUACAUCUGGCUUUAUCGAGUGGAGAGUAUGAAAAGGUUUCUCAGGGUCUGUACGAUAAUUAUCUGUCCAUGCGUGUGCGGGACCCCAACCUUCACAGUGUGUGUGAGGCUCUGGAUUGGCUGUCGUUCUCCGACAGGGUGAACCAAGAGAUUCUACAUGGACAGAACUUCUCUCUGAUGAGAUACCUCCCCUUCCUCUCCGUUACAUUUCACUUCCUGUUUGCCCACACACAUGUGCCCCGCAUCAACUAUCCCCACAGCCAGCACGAGGCCUCUACCCGUCUCCUCAGCAGCAGGAACGCUUUAUCCACUAUGUUGGCUGACAUCCCAGCAGGCAUCAGAACGAGGAUCAGCCAGCUCAGCCUGACCCUCGAUAUUCUCACCCUGCUGCUCGACAUCAUCUGUCCCAAACUACGGCCUGUGAAUCCACAGCUGUUCAGCACCAGAGAGAAAGAGCAGAUGCAUGAGCUGAUCGACACCAUGCUGGCCUACAACCUCUCGUACCGGCAGGACCGCACACCUGAGGGACAGUACACAUAUGUCCUGGAGCCGCGCGUUGAGGAGGUGGUGAGGUUUACAGGCCUGCCUCCGCGCCGCCAGCUGACGUAUCAGGCCAAACAAACCAUCAGCAGAGAGAUGGAGCAAGAGAAGAUGAGGAGGGCCGAGCAACUGAUGCUGCAGCGAAACCCUGCAGUGAAGGAGAAAGACAAACAGGAAGAGAAAAAGAUUGCUGGUCCAAAACCAGCCCGGAACCAUCAGCAGAGACUGGAGAACAUUGUCAAACAGACCACAGUGGAGACCAGGCCGGAGGUGGACUUCUUCGGUCGAGCUGUUGCCCCCAAACCUCAGAGACCACAGCCGUCCUCAGACACAGGAGAGAAGAGCGCUGUUCUCGCGAUGGGAACGGCAGUGGGCAACAGCGACGUGUGGUUCCGGUUCAACGAGGGCAUGUCCAACGCCGUCAGACGAAAUGUCUACAUCAGAGAGCUACUGUAACACACACAUGCACACACAAGAACUGCCUCAUUGUCAGCUGUGUUUGUUUCCCCCCCGUGUUGUACGAAAUCAUCCAGAUCAAUGCGUAAUCCUGUUAAAUUCAAAACAGUCUUUAUUUGGAUUGACAGUGUAAAGAGCCAAUAAAAAGGUGUUGUUGAA
Stegastes partitus (bicolor damselfish) is the source of this 2950-nucleotide messenger RNA. RefSeq names its product CTF18, chromosome transmission fidelity factor 18 homolog (S. cerevisiae) (gene chtf18). NCBI's taxonomy places the organism in Eukaryota, Metazoa, Chordata, Actinopteri, Pomacentridae. The record is from RefSeq and is a predicted model, not a curated record. Gene Ontology annotation, molecular function: ATP binding; ATP hydrolysis activity. Bases 23 to 2791 code for a protein of 922 amino acids. The transcript has 22 exons.